This is a messenger RNA of Dreissena polymorpha, 1187 nucleotides long. Its product is annotated as soluble scavenger receptor cysteine-rich domain-containing protein SSC5D-like. Gene Ontology annotation, cellular component: membrane. Bases 564 to 1136 code for a protein of 190 amino acids. The transcript has 6 exons. The record is from RefSeq and is a predicted model, not a curated record. Lineage: Eukaryota; Metazoa; Mollusca; Bivalvia; Myida; Dreissenidae.
AAAAUACAAUAAAAUAGUGCCAACAUAUUAACAUAUUUGUAUAUGAACAUCCAGACAAUACGGGUUCUAAAGUGAUACUGCAGAAGUGAAAUAAGACUUAAAACCCAACUAUUAUUUAAUUUAUUAUAAUUAAAUAUGUGUAUGUACAUUCGUUGUAAAUAAAGGGACCAUGAAAUAUUACUAAUGCCUAAUCACACUCGUCGUAUUCAUAUUACAUAAUUGCAUACAACAAAACGCUUUUGAAAUAUAUAUUACGAUGAAUAGAAUAUUUACUUUAUUUUGUUACAGUAUUUCACACACUACUUGUAUUUGUUGGAUGAUAUCAAUUAACUUACAUGUAUAGUACUAGUAUAAUAAUGUUGUUGAUAUAUUUAUCUUUUACCAGGCAUGCUUUCAUCAUCAGAGAGUCACAUCUUCCGGAAACAUCAUUGAUCUCGGUUGCCAAUCUUUGACGGUGUGUGUUUCUGCUAAUGGUGGUACUGAGGUUAUCGGACGUUCUGUAAAACAAACACGUCAGGCGGGUCUUUCUGAUUGUUCGGAGUGCUGUUCGACAGACGAAUGCAAUGACCAACUUUGCCUUCACAAGGCCCAAAUUACUUACUCAAAUUGCCUGCAAAAUUCUCUCUUCAAUCUUGGAUGACCGAAUAUGCAUGGUUCAAGGAUGUUUUGGUGGUGGAUGGGCAACUUGGAGUUUGUGGAGCUCUUGCUCAGCCACGUGUUACGGCGGGACCAGCCAACGUUACCGGGAGUGUACCAACCCAUCACCCUCCCCUUACGGACAGCAGUGUCAUGGACCCUACUCAUACUUCAAAGUUUGCAGUAUCUUCUCGUGUCAACCACCAGUACGCAUGACCGAUGGUCGAUUUGAAAUAUUCCUCAACGGCCAAUGGGGGACAGUGUGUGAUGAUUUAUUUGAUCUGAAUACAUACGGUGCUCAAGUUGCAUGCCGGAUGCUCGGACAACCAACCGGUAGUGCUCGUGUGACAGACCCACUAGCUGGACCCAAUACAAUGCCGAUUUGGUUGGAUGACGUCGUUUGUAAAGUAUCUGAACUCACGCUGUUAGAAUGUGACCAUAGACUCAUUGGUUAUCAUAGCUGUACUCAACCCGAGGACGUCGGUUUGUAUUGUGCAUAACUCGUAUGAACUAUAAUAUAAGCACAUGUGCAACUAUGCCAUAAAUAAUAA